This is a messenger RNA of Bradysia coprophila, 3557 nucleotides long. RefSeq names its product spire type actin nucleation factor (gene spir). Gene Ontology annotation, molecular function: microtubule binding; actin binding. NCBI's taxonomy places the organism in Eukaryota, Metazoa, Arthropoda, Insecta, Diptera, Sciaridae. The record is from RefSeq and is a predicted model, not a curated record. Gene Ontology annotation, cellular component: cell cortex; cytoplasmic vesicle membrane. Gene Ontology annotation, biological process: cleavage furrow formation; actin nucleation; polar body extrusion after meiotic divisions.
CGAAUCGAAUGUCAAACGCACACGUUGAACGUGUCUGUUAUAUCUGAUUAAAUUAUUUUCCUCUUUUGAAAUUGAAACAAUUUUUUUAUAUUUUGUUCUGUUCUCAAUUGUCUGCCUGUGUUCAAGACAUAUCAGUAUGAAAUCAUCGAGUAAUGUGUUCGGUUAAAAGCGACCAGAUAAGCCAAAGUUUUGGUAGAAAUUUCUAAUUGUAAUUAUUGUGUUCAAGUGGGUGAGCGGUCAAUCACAAACAACUUUUUUUUAGAAGAAUUAUUAGUUAAAUUGUAAUCAACUAAUCACUGUUUGCAAAUUUACUUUUUAAUUGGUUUUUUAACGGCCACCACCAAUUUUUUUUUGUCACUGUCGUGUUGUUAUGUUGUUGAAGUAAAAUGUGAAUUUAAACUCGGAAGUUAAACCGAAAAUUUUAUGAAAGAAAAAUCAAGUUGAAAUCGCUGUGUGAUCGGGGUAAAUUAUUACCAAGGCCUCUUAUAAAUGGCAUAGAAUAUAGUGAUCCACUAAAUUGUUUGUUUUGUACGUCAAAGAAGUAAAAGUUUGUGUCAAUAAUAAAACCGAAAAAAUAUUGGGGAGGGUGAAGAUAAUUCUGUCAAAAUUAUUUAAUGAAAUGUGUAAAAUACUCCGUGAACCGAAACCACUAAACGCGACAUUUUUUUCACAUUUGUUUCGCGGAUAAUUUUUUUUUGUUCAAAUUCCCCACACACUAACGAAAUCAUGGCCGACACAUGCACAGCAAAAUCAAACUCAAAUCGUCAUUCUACAAACAAUGACGUAACACCAACAAAACGACUACCCCAACACAAAGUGGAGCCAAGCACAUCGUCGGGUGAAAAAGUGGGUGGUAGUUCAUCGAUCGACUGUUGUACGGAUCCGUAUAGUUGUAUGACAUUGUACGAUAUUCUAAAGUCCUUCAAUGCUCCGGUUUCGGAAGAACAGAUGUGGGCGUUGAUUUACCAAUCUGUGAAAUUGUACCGGGAUGCCUUACAGCAUAGUGAUUAUAGUUUUAAGGAUUUGAGAGCGCCUGCAUCAACACACAAUUUAAAUAUACACAAGGAUGGCAGUGUUCAUAUCAGCUUUGGUUCGAAUGAUCCUGGAGAUACACUGUCGACAACCUCACAAAAACAAAUUCUCUUCCAAAUCGGCCUUGUCGUUUACGAAGCUUGGGACUAUAACCUGUCCGAAAACAAUACCGUCUCAAUGUCCUGUGAUUUGGAGCAGCUGAUAAGCAAAAUGACAUUAGAAGAUGUGGACGAUGAAGGCAUAGAAAGGGAUUCUGAUGAUGUAGAAGACUAUAAGAGUAGACAUACCAAAGACCUGGAUCAUAUAUUAGAUUUUUGCACUCCUAGAGUACAGCCGACCAAUCCGAAUGAACACUACAAAGCUGUCUGCAGAGCAUUAGCUACCGAGACCUGUGAAUUGAGAGCAUUUCUACAAACAGUUUAUCACGGCGAAACCGAUCAUCUGCGACUGAAUGCUGAUGUUGAAACAUCCAAAUUUGAACUACAGAAAUUGGAAUUUGCUGAUUGGGCUCGAUUUUGGAUGCAAGUUGUUGACGAGUUGAGGAGAGGCGUAAGACUAAAAAAGCAUGAUUUGACUCGACCAUCGAUUGAAUUUCAGAUGACUCCAUAUGAGGCUCUAAUGCAGGAUAUCCGAAACAGAAAAUACAAUCUUCGUAAGGUCAUGGUUAAUGGUGAUGUACCGCCGAAAGUAAAGAAAGAUGCACAUGCGCUCAUUUUAGAAUUUAUUAGGUCACGACCGCCGUUGAAAAAGGCAUCAGAUCGAACAUUACCACCUGCACGAUGGAAUCCGACGCCACGGGAAAAUUUAUUGGAAUCGAUUCGAGAUUAUCGGAAGAACAAAAAACUGAAACAAAUCAGCCCAAGAGUACAAGCCAAAUCAUUACCGCCUUCACAAGGAGAUGUAACAAAAAUCUCAGACCAAAAACAUUCGAAUCCUAAAGCACAAGACACGACGACAAAGCAGCGACUAAUCCAUGUCGACUACGACUUAUUUAAGGAUAUCGAUCAGUUAGACGAAUCGGGAACAUCCUCUCUGCAAUCAAACCAGUCAUUUUACAGCGAAAGCCCUAAUCAGUAUCAAAUAUUUAAUAAUGAUGAAAACAAUCCGAAUGAUAUUAAUACGGCGGUUGUACAUCGUCGCAAAAAAGAACCUAUAACUCAAGAUGAUUAUCAUCAGUUUUGUGACUAUGCACUUGAAUCCUACGAUCUAGCCACGCAAUGUGAAUCACGGCGAGCUUCAUUGAGACGCCACACAAUUGUCGGCUGCCACAGCAAUCCAAGCAAUCCAAUGGAAUGCCAAUCAACACCCUCAUCUCGACCAGAAUCACGUCACUCGGAAAUUUCCACCACGGCCACAAUGAAUCCGCUAAAUCCGCACAAUCCAAUGACUGCUGCUACAAUCGACGAAUGGAUCAAAGACUCUGUAGAAUCGUUGAACGAACAGGAAUGGAAAGAAACGGUUGGAGUAAGUGAUCGACUGGCACUGACAUUAGAAGAAAUUGUGCACAUCCGUUCUGUUAUGACAAAGGCAGAAUUAGAAGGUUUGCCGGUUGGAAUUAGAGUUAAGGAAGAUGUUGAACGGCGGAAAGUUUGUUUUCUCUGUUUGCGGACAAGGUUUACCAUAUUCGGACAGUGGGGCGUAAAAUGCAAACUUUGUCAAAGAACAGUGUGUUCGAAGUGUUAUUCAAAGAUGCGAAUACCAACAGAACAUUUUAGAAAUGUGCCGGUUGUUUUGCUAUCACCUUCUCUUAUGACUACACCCGUCACUUCGACAGCUCCAUCGCCCAGUCAUCACGCUCAUCUUCCACCUAACGGUUCAGCAAAUGUUUUUGACGAUGCCUUCCCGAGGUCGCUAUUGGAACGGCUUAUGCGAACUGAAACUCAAUCCAAGGGUCGUCAGACAAUCGCCAGCGUUCCAUCAUCACCAAAAUAUUCAUCUUCCUGCACACCUAGCCACGCGCAAGUAAACGGCACCACCAACAAAAUGACAUGUUCAAUGGGCGGUCUAAUUGAUUCGAAUCCAUCGAAUAGCGGACUGGAUUCAGUAGACAGCACAAAUAGUAAUCGAAAUUCAAUAAUGUCUCGCAGUAUGGAAGGACCUCAUAGUCUACCGCCACAGAGUCCAGCUAGACCGUAUUCAACCAACAGCACAUUAGAUAGAAGAAAUCGCUUCUCCCGUGCAUUCACCCAACAAUCGGGCGUUGCUAGCAAUAUCGACCAUAAAGAUCUUAUGCGUGGCGAAAUGAUGGAUGUGUGCAAUGAUUGUAAAGGUUUGGUGUACGAAAUAAUUCGUUCGUCCAAGCAAACGCGAUCGUCGGCUCGUAACAAAGCUCUUCGAAAUUUAACGUUGGAUCUGUCGCCCGUUUACAAACGAUGGUAGUUAUGGAUAUCUGCCGCGUUCAAAUUUACGUUUCGUUAUGCAGGCAAUUCAUUGUUUUUCUUAAUUUUAUGGAAGAUAAAUUCUUUUUUGAUAUUUAAGUACAGUAGCUGCAAGCGAAUCAUGCAUUUUAUUUCGUUAAGUUUAUU